CUGAGGGGCCUGAGGCGACAGAUUCCGGAAAGGGGUCGAGCAGCCAACAUGGCGGCGGAGCGCGGCGCGGGGCAGCAACAGUCGCAAGAGAUGAUGGAAGUUGACAGGAGGGUCGAAUCCGAAGAGUCGGGCGAUGAGGAAGGAAAGAAGCAUAGCAGUGGCAUCGUGGCCGACCUCAGCGAGCAGAGCCUGAAGGAUGGCGAGGAGCGGGGCGGAGAGGACCCAGAAGGAGAGCACGAGCUGCCUGUGGACAUGGAGACCAUUAACCUAGACCACGAUGCAGAGGAUGUUGACCUGAAUCACUACCGCAUUGGGAAAAUUGAAGGAUUCGAGGUGCUGAAGAAAGUGAAGACUCUCUGCCUCCGUCAGAACUUAAUCAAAUGCAUUGAGAACCUAGAGGAGCUGCAGAGCCUCCGAGAGCUGGAUCUCUAUGACAACCAGAUCAAGAAGAUCGAAAACCUGGAGGCGCUGACGGAGCUGGAGGUUCUAGAUAUUUCUUUUAAUCUACUAAGGACCAUCGAAGGGGUCGACAAGCUGACACGACUGAAGAAACUCUUCUUGGUCAACAAUAAAAUCAAUAAAAUUGAGAACAUAAGCAGCUUACAUCAGCUACAGAUGCUGGAGCUGGGGUCCAACCGCAUCCGGGCGAUUGAGAACAUCGACUCACUAAGCAACCUGGAGAGUCUGUUUCUGGGGAAGAACAAAAUCACGAAACUCCAGAACCUGGACGCGCUCACCAACCUGACGGUGCUCAGUAUGCAGAGCAACCGGCUGACCAAGAUCGAGGGUCUGCAGAGCCUGGUGAACCUGCGGGAGCUGUACCUCAGCCACAACGGCAUCGAGGUCAUCGAGGGCCUGGAGAACAAUAACAAACUCACGAUGUUGGACAUUGCAUCAAAUAGAAUAAAAAAGAUUGAAAAUAUCAGCCACCUAACAGAGCUACAGGAAUUCUGGGACUGUGGCACGUGUAUCUCCGUGUGAUGCUAUGAACUGAAUAUUCUCGAUGCAUUCAGUCUGAUUCAAGAUUCUUGCUAAGUCGAAGGCACUGUUCUUCCUUGUCUAGCUGUGCUGCUGAUUCUGCCUUUAUCCUGUGUGUUUUCCUUUGUUCACCUUAAAAACCUGUCCAAGUUUCCCUAACACAAGCGGCCUGCUGAGCAAAUGUCCCUUGCCCCUUUUUGAUAGCAGUAGGUCCAGUCAUGUCAUGACGUAGCACCAAAGCAUGUCCGGGAAGACUAGAACCAGAAUUUGGCAGCCGGUAAAGAUGCCUCAGGCCAGACAGAACCCCAUGAGCCCACGUGGGUCUAUAUGCAGCCCAGACCUGAAGAAAGGUGUGGCUGGUGGUUGGGUCAGAGUGUAAGGAGUUGGAUCCAAAGAAGCCAGGGAACCACAGAGAAAAUCACACAACAGAAAUAAGAAGUCCAGAAUAGAACACCAGGGUAAUUGGGAAAAAGGUUCCUGGCAGAAAUUUUAAGGAGCAGCUUUGGGGUGCAAGUUGAUACUGAAGCAUUGUUUUUGAAACUUACAGUUUCUUUCGUUUGCCCUACCAAAGCACAGAACAUGAGGUAUCAAGUGCUAAGACCACAGGCAGGAGCCAGUGUAGAGGGCAGGCUGAGGAAACGAGACCUUUAAGACCAUGCAGAAAUGCGUGGCUGCUCUGUGAGCUACUCUAGCAAUGGCUGCUGAGAGCGCGUACACAGGAAAGCGCUGUCUGCCUAUUACCGUUGUCUUCCUGCCAUCGGUACCCGAUGCUGCUGGGCACUAGGAAGCUACAUGUGUUUGUCAGAUUUUGCCCCAAAAAGAUGAGAGAAAUUACAUGGCGCCAGUCGUUUUCACAUCUUCAGAUGAUGUACAUCCAACAGCUGGCUUUGCGUUCCAUUUCCUCUGCCCCCAUUCUCUUUGCGUUCCAUUUUCCCCUUCCCCCAUUUUCUGCCCUUUGAAAGAAUAAACCUGAGGC
This is a messenger RNA of Tupaia belangeri chinensis (Chinese tree shrew), 1954 nucleotides long. RefSeq names its product protein phosphatase 1 regulatory subunit 7 (gene PPP1R7). The transcript is spliced from 10 exons. The coding region runs from base 49 to 981 and encodes 310 amino acids. The record is from RefSeq and is a predicted model, not a curated record. Lineage: Eukaryota; Metazoa; Chordata; Mammalia; Scandentia; Tupaiidae. Gene Ontology annotation, molecular function: protein binding.